ACUAUCGACAAUGAAAAGAGUUGUGGAAGGUGUUUUGGAAAAGCACAGAUACGCGUACAAUGGAAUGAUCAAUAAAUUAUCAAUGAAUGACAGAGGGGAUGCAAGUUUUGUCAGCUCAGUUGCCAGGAGCCUUUUUGGAGACGGGACCACAAACUGGGGCCGGGUCGCCAGCCUGGUGGCCUUCGGGGCAGUGGCGUCUCAGUACCUGAAGGAGAAGGGCAGGGGCCACUGUGUGGAGCAGGUGGGACAGGAGCUCUCUACCUACCUGCUGACAGAGCAGAGGGACUGGCUGCUCAACAACAACUCCUGGGUGAGUUAACAACUCAUGUUUGAAUGAC
Acanthopagrus latus (yellowfin seabream) is the source of this 338-nucleotide messenger RNA. Its product is annotated as induced myeloid leukemia cell differentiation protein Mcl-1 homolog. Gene Ontology annotation, molecular function: channel activity; protein heterodimerization activity; protein homodimerization activity. NCBI's taxonomy places the organism in Eukaryota, Metazoa, Chordata, Actinopteri, Spariformes, Sparidae. Gene Ontology annotation, cellular component: mitochondrial outer membrane. The record is from RefSeq and is a predicted model, not a curated record. Gene Ontology annotation, biological process: mitochondrial fusion; extrinsic apoptotic signaling pathway in absence of ligand; positive regulation of apoptotic process. Bases 11 to 319 code for a protein of 102 amino acids. The transcript is spliced from 2 exons.